UAGAUUUUGUCAAAGUGGAGAUUCUUCUUCUUUGAGUAGGGCGACCACCUUCGACCUGUCAAAGAUUUUGUCUCCGUGACGGGUUUACUGCGGUGGAGAGGUGGAGAUUACUGGGCUUGUAUUUUGGACUUAAAGCCCUCUAGAUUGUUGAAAAAUGGCAGUGUCCGCAGUGAGGAAGUUUACAAAGGAACACGAAUGGAUAACUGUGGAUGGAACCACUGGUACUAUUGGUAUCACCUACCAUGCUCAGGACAAGCUAGGCGAAAUGGUCUUUGUGGAGCUUCCAGAGGUCGGAGAGGAAUUAAGCAAAGGAGACGCGUGUGGUUGCGUGGAGAGUGUGAAAGAGGUGCGCGACCUGUACGCCCCUGUCAGCGGAGAGUGUGUAGAGGUGAACCUGGCCUUGCAGGAGGAACCUACCCUCGUCAAUUCCUCCCCUUAUGAUGACGGCUGGAUUAUAAAGAUGAAACUGUCCAACCCAGAAGAGUUGGACGACAUGAUGGAUGAAGAAGCGUACCAGGCUUACCUGAAGGCGAAUUCGAUGGACGCGUAGACACCUAGCUCUACGCCUCGCUCUGGUCUACGCAGCUAGUCUUCUGAUAUUAUGCCUGUCUACCUGGGGGGGGGUGUAGACCCCCGUUAAACUACACCUCCGGCCGGGCCGGUACAUCUCAGGCCGGGCCGGUACAUAUCUCCGGCCGGGCCGCACAUCUCCGACGGUCUCACAGCACUAUAGCGAUAUUAGUCAGAACUGCAACAUGUACUUAGAAGCGUACAGUGCUUGCCGCUCGUAUGUUUCAGUGCAUUUUUCGGCCUUUUAUUCCCCAAAUAAACGGUUUGUGAUCUGUUAUCGACAUUUAUUGCCGUUUCUUAGCACAUUUUCGAAGUGUGCAAGGUGGUGACCCCUGCCUUGGUCCCCAAAUACGUCCACAAACCGAGCGUUGAAGGCACGAGUCGAGCGACAAAGGCGCGAGCAAUGGUGGAGCAAACAGUCGGACAGCUACAGGGGGUCCCAGAAAAGUCUACCCAACUUUGUAGGGUUAUUGUUUUUGGUAUUAGGGUAUUGGCACAUGUGAACGAAAAUAGAUGACUGUAGUGUACGUACAUGUUAUGAUGGUAUCAAUCGAAAGUAUAUUCUACUUUAUGGACAAACUAAUACUAGUAUCAUGGAUGCACUGAUGGUCGCGUUGCACAAGGACACUUGGGCAUAAACUUUCUUUAAUUCUUUAUUUCAUACAAUUAUGUACCAUGUAAUUAUGUAUUAGGUAUAAUGUUAUCAGGUGAGGUGAAUUAUAUAUGUGACAUUAUAUUGAGCCGAAAAUCAUCGAUAUUACGAUGUUAACACCAGGUUCAUUGUUCACUGAUUAGAAAAAAAAUGCUUAUAGAUUAAAGCCUGGUGGAGGAAAUCAAUAGCAUUAGCUCUCGGACAUAUGUUAUGAUGGGUAUGUGGGAAUAUAGAAAUGUGAUUUAAUGGUGAGUGACAUCUCAGCAUUUGCUUGGAACAAACAUGGUCCAAAUACAAACUAAAUAAUGCUUGUCAUU
Molecule: messenger RNA, 1539 nt
Organism: Branchiostoma belcheri (Belcher's lancelet)
Lineage: Eukaryota; Metazoa; Chordata; Leptocardii; Amphioxiformes; Branchiostomatidae
Product: glycine cleavage system H protein-like
Exons: 5
Coding region: 155-550 (131 amino acids)
Biological process (GO): glycine decarboxylation via glycine cleavage system; protein lipoylation
Cellular component (GO): mitochondrion; glycine cleavage complex; cytoplasm
Source: RefSeq, a predicted model, not a curated record